This is a messenger RNA of Plutella xylostella (diamondback moth), 1361 nucleotides long. RefSeq lists its product as uncharacterized. The record is from RefSeq and is a predicted model, not a curated record. NCBI's taxonomy places the organism in Eukaryota, Metazoa, Arthropoda, Insecta, Lepidoptera, Plutellidae.
CAACAGUGGCAGUGCUUUACCACACCACUGUGCAUUUUUAGGCCUGCUCCCUAUAGAUCCUUAGAACUGGACCCCAAUAUUUUAUGUAAGUACUUACCUCUAAGAAGGUACUUACUUAACCCUUUAUAAUCUAUUUCACUUCAUCAAAAUUGUGCUCUUGUUAGGUUGCAUCUCCAGUAAGCAAACCGUUUACCGACGACUGAGUUAGAAGCAGAUCGGUUUCGUAUGCCAAGUAUGCAAUCUACGCAAUUUGCCAAACCUUAUAACGGCUCACCAUAUUCUGUCAGUUUGCCUAAUGGAAACGCAGCCGUAGUGCAUCAUUAUUUGAUUCCAUAAAAGCAUUUAAUAAUACUCGGAAUCACGGUACGCGCUCUGAAUUGGAUCAAUAAAACUGUAGAGCUCGCCCGAACUCUCGUAGUAGCGCUCUACAAAUUGGAUACUGUAAUAUCAUUUAGGGAGGUCAGUUUCCGCGCAGCCGGCGUGAAGAGCGGUUGUUUAGCGUCGGUGCCGCCAUUUUGUUUCCCGAUUCAACACCAUGUGCACGAGGGAAAGAGAUCUUUUGCUUGCCGUGAUAGAACGUUACAGAGACAUGAAGUACCUUUGGGACAAAGAACAUAAAGAUUAUCUAAACAAACAAGCUAGAUACCUGGGAUUCAAAAAGUUGCUGGAAAUAUAUCAAGUCUACGAACAAAAUGCAACAAUAAAGACCCUAAAGAAAAAAAUCGAAAAUUUGCGUACUACUUAUUCGAGGGAAUUUCUAAAGGUUUUGAAAGCUCGUAUGGCCGGAGAAGAGUACGUCCCAACACUCUGGUACUACAAUGCAAUGAGCUUCUUAGAUCAACUGAAAAAAGAGCAAAUUGACCAGUUAAAAUUGACGACUACUGCAUCUGGCAGUAAUGAGGUACAUAUCACAUAUUUGCAACAAGACAUCGAUGACAACGACGAUUCCUACACACCUGAAGACGCACAGGAAAUCUACCAAGUCACCCUCAGCGAGCCCGCAGCCAAGAGAGCCAAAGUAAAGACGGAAGGUAAUGGUUCAUCAAGCGACGCGCCCCAAGAUGACAUACUCCAAGGGGCUGAUGUGGACUACUUCAGCAAUGAUGCGGCUGGUUCUACUGGCAAUGAUGCUGCUGGUUCUUCUACUGGGUCCCAAGGAACCUUAUCCUUCGCGAGGACCCUAGGCCAUCAGUUGUGCGAGUUGAAGAAGGAUCAGAGAAUCAUUGCCGAGAAAUUGAUAUCGGAUAUCAUUUUUUACGGGCGACAAGAUAAGUUGGAGUUUGACUCGUGUGUCACUUUGAAACCAAAUGAAUUCUAAUUUAGUGUGUACGUGUAAUGUUUGUUUAAAAUAUAAUGAUAAG